AUGUUUGCUUCAAAACCAGUAGUAUCAUCGUCUAAUCCAUCUAGUCUACAUUUACCCACUGUUUCAUCAAAAAUACAUCGACGUCGUGGUCGACAUUCUCCUACUCUAUCACAUACUUCAAUGGCAUCCGCAACAACAUCAACGAGUGUUUCCGAAAACGUUUCAGCCUUAAAAGCUAAAUAUAUUGAUUAUGCAAUGUGGCUGAAAGCAUCGUCCAGACAAAACCGUGAACCGAUAUUUACACAUGAGUUAUUAAAGCAUUCGUUGUGUGAAAUGGGUAUUGAUUCAACACAAGCCGAGCAACUUGUAUCAACAUGCUCUUGGUAUGUAUAUCAAUUUCAAAAAGAACUAGAAGUUGAUACUGAACAAUACGACACAUCGAUAAUAACAGAAACAAAAGCACCUCAGCAAUCGCCCAGAAAGCGAAAUAAAAAAGCGCGCAAAACUAAAUUAAAGAAAAAUAUUCCUCCCAGAGGACAUUCGUCAGAAUCAGCAACAACAAUAACUUCAAUAAAUAAAGAGAAUAUUAUUUCAGCAGAAAUAUCAUCACCAACACGAAAUAAAUUUUCUGUUUUACCAGCUAUACAGCCUUCUGAACCUCUCACAUCGCCACGAUCUCGUCAUGUUGAUUUUAAUAAUGAACAAUUACUUUCAGAAACAAUAGGAAAACAAAAACCGUCACAUUGGCGAUCAGCUAUGUUAAAAACAAGAAUUUUACCCAAACUUAGACAAUUAGAUAUAGAAUCAUCCACCAAUAAUCAUCAUGAUACGACACCGGAAACUACACCGAUUGAUUUGGAUUUAUCGAAUUCACAGAAAACUUUUCAUCAACAUGGUCAAGUUGGUGGUCAUCAUACUCGAUCAAUACUACGUAAACAAAAUGGUUCAUCUUCAUCUAUUAUAUCAACAGAAGUCGAUUAUAGAAGACAUCGAAGUAGAAUAUUAACACCAGCAUCAACAACUAUCGAUGAAAUACCAUUAGGAACAAGAUCACAACGUUUAUUUGGCGGAAGUGAAUGUUUUGCUCAAAUUAUGAAUGAACUUGAACAACAAAAACUAAUUUAA
This is a messenger RNA of Rotaria socialis, 1065 nucleotides long. NCBI's taxonomy places the organism in Eukaryota, Metazoa, Rotifera, Eurotatoria, Philodinida, Philodinidae. The record is from the annotation of a GenBank genome assembly.